This is a messenger RNA of Trichoderma gamsii, 402 nucleotides long. RefSeq lists its product as hypothetical. NCBI's taxonomy places the organism in Eukaryota, Fungi, Ascomycota, Sordariomycetes, Hypocreales, Hypocreaceae. The record is from RefSeq and is a predicted model, not a curated record. The transcript is spliced from 3 exons. The coding region runs from base 1 to 402 and encodes 133 amino acids. Gene Ontology annotation, cellular component: plasma membrane.
AUGGGCCCUUCCGUAUCACUGCUACUGCAGCUCCUUCUCUUCAUCCCCAUCGUCCACGCCACCAAUGCCACCGUCUCAGUCUACGACGAGUCCAAGAAGUACAAAUAUGACGGGUGCUACAAUGAGACAACCCAAGUCCCUGGCUCGGCCGAUACGCGUGCCUUAGGUGGCGGAAUCGAGGAAAGCCUGCCGGGUCAGAUGACGGUGCCGACAUGUCUUGCUUUCUGCGGCAACGGCAACACAGAGUACCGAUAUGCUGGGCUGGAGUGGUCGAGAGAAUGCUGGUGCGCCCAGACACUGUCUGGAAUCGCGGAGAAACUGGACGACACGGCUUGCAAUUACCCUUGUGAGGGCGACAAUACAACUGCCUGCGGUGGCUCUUUGAAGCUCACAGACUGGUGA